UAAAUUGUAAUUUUUUGUAGAAAAUUUGAGAAUAAUUGCAAAAUUUCUGGGGGUUUUUUGGUAGUUUUUGUAUUCCUCAUUUUAAUUUUUUUUUUCUAAAUGCAGUUGUUAAUAGUUUUGCUGGAGGUGGAGGAAACUGAGAGGAUGAAGACCGCAGUUUUGUCUGAAGCAGAAGAAAUAAGAUUAAUGGAAAAAACUCAGAGGAAAGUGGAGCACAUCUACUCUCAGCUGCAGCAACACAACGCUCCAGAUUCAGGAGACGAGUUUCUUCCUUUCUUGAGUGUCUCGAAGGGCCAAAAGCUUCUCGCUCGUCUGCUGCCCUUCCUGAAGAACGAUUCAGCGCUGAAGAUCUUGCACAUCGUCACCUCCAACCUUCCUACGCUGAUAAGCAGAGACACCGAGGAGGACCUUCCAGUUCUUUACCCGUCACUCCGAAAUGUGAUCGGCGUUCUGACGUUCAGUCAGCUCAUCAACGUUCUCAAAGACCUGACGUCUUCAGAGUCUCUGUCGACCUUCGAGUGCCUCUCCCUGACCUGUCAGAACAAGUUUGGACUCAGCUUGCUGUACGCUCUUCUUUCCCACGGAGAGAAACUUCUUUCUUCAGGCGUUCCUCUUGAGCCCAGCAUUGGCGACUUUGAGACCUGGACUGACAUGAUUUUCCAGGUAGCGGGACAGCUGUCCCAGUGUUCGCUGGUGGAGCCGCUCCUCCUCCCAUCAAACCUGCUGACGCUCUUUUGCAGAUACCUCGACAAGCGUACUGUGCAUCAACUAAAAAGCAACUGGGAGUCUGCAACCAGCUGCCUGGUUCUACCAUCUUAAGGAAACUGGCUAAAGAGAUGCCAAGUUAAACUCCAGGUUUGUUGGACCCGAAAUGGAGGAAGCAGAGUCUUCAGUACCAAGUAUAACAGAAGUUGUGUAAUAGAUUUGUUUUUUGUUUAUAAUCCUCACCCUCACUUAAUCACAUUUUGCAUCUUAAACUGUUUCCCUUUUUUAUUUCCUUUGUUUGCUUUUCCUCCCUUUAGCCUCCACAAAGCAGCUUAAACCCAUUUCUUUUAACGUUUCUAACAUUAUCAGAACGAUCAAUUUAAGAUGAGUUUCAUAAUUUAUAAUACUGGAACUAUGUUAAUUAUAUUGACCAUAUAUACAUAUGGCCCACAUUAGGUAAUGCAGUUUUGUAAAAUUGUAAAAAAUGUGUUGUGUAUGCAUGUGUAAUGCUAAAUGGGAUUUGUUUGACACAAUUUUCAAUCUUAAGUUUCAUCUGUAAAAAAUGUAUUUUAUUUAUUGUAUUAAUUUGGAAACUGAAACGAUUUAAAUUUCACACCU
This is a messenger RNA of Xiphophorus hellerii (green swordtail), 1323 nucleotides long. Its product is annotated as protein PAT1 homolog 2-like. The coding region runs from base 100 to 819 and encodes 239 amino acids. The transcript has 6 exons. Gene Ontology annotation, molecular function: RNA binding. Gene Ontology annotation, biological process: P-body assembly; deadenylation-dependent decapping of nuclear-transcribed mRNA. The record is from RefSeq and is a predicted model, not a curated record. Lineage: Eukaryota; Metazoa; Chordata; Actinopteri; Cyprinodontiformes; Poeciliidae. Gene Ontology annotation, cellular component: P-body.